UUACAUAAUUAUCUUUGUAUCCGGUUUGACCAUAUACGUUCUGUAACAGUUAAGGUGGGGCUUUCCACAUGUUCAGAGAAAGAGGACAGCCACAUGUCGAGCUGUUUGCUUCUGUGACUGUACACAGCUCUCUACCACGGGAAGAAUGCACUCAUUGACCAGAAUGGAGAGAGUCCACAGCAGCUUUUCUCAGGAAAGUUCAAAGCAAAACCGAGCAUGAAUAACUUUCUAACAUUCACUACGGAGGGAAACUUGUAGCUCAAUCGUCCAAUUGAUGACACGAUGCUUCAGUCAGACAACCAGUACUCCAAACUGCGAUGGUCAUUAACCCUUGCUGGACUCUUCUUCUAUGUGUUUGACAUAUGGACAGACGUUGGACUGGCUCUGAAGUUUUUCCAGGACAGGCACUAUGUGUGGGGCGGACUGACUGUAAUGUUUGUUCUGACUGGGCUGCUGGUCACCCAGAUCUUCAGCUUUGCCUGGUACUGGGAGGAUAUGAGCAAUGUUUUCAUAAACCCGCAGGGAAAAUCAAGCAUAUCAGGCUGGUCAAAAUGUGGACUUGCUGCCCUGCAUGUAUUUGGAAUGGGCAUCUUCACCAGGUAUUAUCACCUUCUGAAGAAAGGCAUCAACGUGAUUUGGACGUCAACAGAUUCCUAUACAGAGGAAGAAAUCAGGGAUGAGCACAAGAGGCUGUUUGGUAUGGCGACUGAUCUGAGCAUGCUGAAACUGUUUGAGGCGUUCCUGGAGAGUGUCCCCCAGCUCCUUUUACAGCUUUACAUAAUACUAGGCCACGAUGAGGGCUCAGUCAUGCAGUAUUUAUCUGUGGCCUUCUCCUUCUUCAAUGCUGCCUGGGCGUUGGUGGACUAUCGCCGCUGUCUCCGCAGGUCUCUUCCCCACAUCAGAGAGAUGCCCUCUGGCCUCCCCACAGCCAUCUACCUCCUUUACAAACUCUGCACCAUCACCAGCCACAUUCUCAGCUACAGCCUCCUCCUCAUGUUAAGCGCCUACAGCACAAUAGCCCUCACUGUCAUCUGGCUGCUGGGGACACUAUGGACACACUUGCUUCACACCAACUUCUGCGAAUCCAGAAGCCUCGAAAUUCUCUACCGGGCAGUCGUAGGAGUCAUCCUCAUGUUCACCUUUUUCAACGUGAAAGGACAGAACACAAAAGUACCCAUGAUCAUCUAUUACUUUUUCUACUAUGUUGUAAAUCUCGCGGCCCCAAUAUUGUUGGCUUUUUUAAAGCAGGACCUGCAGACAAACACAUUUUUGCUGGUAAGCAUUGGUUUAAUCUAUGGAUGUUCAGUUCUGGGGAUGCUGUGUCUCUUGGUGUACUAUCUAUUCCUGCACCCCAGGGGGAAGCAGCGUGAGGCGGAUGAGGUGGACGGCCUGGGAAAAGAAACAGAAACAACAAGCAGAAUAAGGAAAUUCUUGCAACCUUGAUGAAGGUCCUUUGAAACUGUUUCCAUGGCUUGAUACAGUGAGAAGACACAGAAAUACAUGCACAGGUUGUAAAUCUUAAACAACAGUUUGACAAGUAAAAGACAUAGAGAGAGAUGUCAUCUUGAUAUUGUGCUUGUAAGUCACUAAUACUAUUGUCAGUUAUCUUUUAGUAUUUGGAGGUAAAGCUUGCAUUGUCAGUAUUCAUGUAAAUAGAUAGCUAAACAAUUAAUCACGAUAUAUUUCAAUGUGUAAAAUAAUUUCAAAUAUAUUUAUUCCUUACUUAUUUAUUCCUAUCAUAUCUAAGAAUCUGCUAAUCUUAAUGAAGGCCAAAAAUAUCUUAAAACCAACACAGACCACUUGUCAUCAAAUUUAAAAAAUAUGUGACAGUUGGAAAUCAACUGUUUUUGUGUUGUUUUGAUGGUAUGGUAUGCAUACAAUGGCAUACAGAUAAAAUCUAAUCUAUAACUGCAAUUUGGCCUUCCUUUGCAUCUUGAAAGCUUGUUAGCCAGUGCGUCAUAUUACCAGUCUGGACAUUUACACUUUGUAUUUGUCAAAAGUUAGACAGCUCAGUCAUCUCCAAUUGUAUCUUAAUAUUGACACCUAAUAGGUAGUAUUUUGUGUGUCACAGGUGUAGGGCCACAUUUCUAGGACCCUUUUUUUGUCAGCACCAACACCUAUUGAAUUAGAUAUCCAAGGGAGUAGCACAUAUUGACGCAAGAACCACAUUUCUGGCCAGUAUGGAAGGAAAAUAUAGAAUGGAUACUAAAUGUGAAUAAAGUUUGAUUUGUCUAACAUUGAAAACAAUUCACUGAGGUGUUGUGUCAGCCUCUGUCAAAUCUUUCAAAUUAUGCAAAGUGCAUAAUAUGCUCAAAAUGCAACCAAGUUAAAUUGCAGGGCAGAAAGUGGUACUUUGCUUAACUAAACCUUUAAAGCUAUAAUUUUUUUAGUUCAGAAUUACUGUUUGGGUAGAAUGAACUUUUGAAAACUUAAGUAGUUGGACAGAAAGACGCACUUUAGUUAUCACCCAAUUCAGUAGGUGGGGUUGUUGUGAAAAACAGGGGUCCUAGAAGUGCGGUCCUGAAACUGCAGCCUCAUUUAUACCGGAUGGCGACAUGAUCUAGGUUGACUGUUUGUGGUAACAGUGAUGUUCAGUGCUACUGUGGGUUUGUCUUUUUUUUUUUUUUUUUUUAAUUAUUUGGUUUGGUGGCCGGCACUAGCUUAAAAUAAAGCUGUAACUAAUGA
Molecule: messenger RNA, 2685 nt
Organism: Amphiprion ocellaris (clown anemonefish)
Lineage: Eukaryota; Metazoa; Chordata; Actinopteri; Pomacentridae
Gene: xkr9
Product: XK, Kell blood group complex subunit-related family, member 9
Exons: 4
Coding region: 283-1443 (386 amino acids)
Biological process (GO): phosphatidylserine exposure on apoptotic cell surface; engulfment of apoptotic cell; apoptotic process involved in development
Cellular component (GO): plasma membrane
Source: RefSeq, a predicted model, not a curated record